Trichobilharzia szidati is the source of this 2380-nucleotide messenger RNA. The record is from the annotation of a GenBank genome assembly. Lineage: Eukaryota; Metazoa; Platyhelminthes; Trematoda; Strigeidida; Schistosomatidae.
AUUUAAGGUAGACAAUGUAGGUGAUGCGAAUCGAAAAUGCUUGCAGAGCUAUUUUCGAGAGUCCUGAGUUUCGCCGGUACCCUGUUCGUUUAGUCUGAUAAGAUUUCCCAAAUCUGCAACGUAGUCAACCCAUUUGAUCAUCUCACUCUUUAUUCCUAGAUCAAGAGUUGGGACGGAUUAGUCCCUUAGCACUGGCCUGUAUAAAGCAAGCCCAAAAUCUAAAAAAUGGUGUUAGCAGAAUUAGGAAGGAAAAUAACUUCUGCCCUUCGAUCUUUGGGCAAUGCAACAAUAAUUAAUGAAGAUGUUUUAAACAGUCUACUCAAAGAGAUAUGCACUGCUCUAAUCGAAGCCGAUGUAAAUAUUCGUCUGGUUAAACAAUUACGAGAAAAUGUUCGUGCAGUGAUUGAUUUCGAUGAAAUGGCAGCUGGAUUAAAUAAGCGUAAAAUAAUCCAAUCGGCUGUAUUCAAAGAAUUAGUUCAUUUGGUCGAUCCACAAGUUAAAGCUUGGCAACCGUCAAGAGGUUCUUCAAAUGUGAUUAUGUUAGUCGGUUUACAGGGUAGUGGUAAAACAACUACCGCCACGAAAUUGGCCUACUUUUAUCAAAGAAAAGGAUGGAAAACAUGUAUGAUUUGUGCAGAUACAUUUCGUGCUGGUGCUUUUGACCAGUUGAAGCAAAAUGCUACAAAGGCUAGAAUCCCGUUUUAUGGUUCUUAUACUGAAACUGAUCCAGUUGUUAUUGCACGAGAUGGUGUGCAGAAAUUUUCAGAUGAAAAAUUUGAAAUCAUUAUCGUAGAUACUAGUGGUCGACAUAGACAAGAAGAUUCAUUGUUUGAGGAAAUGCUUCAGGUUUCAAAUGCUAUUGAACCAGAUCAUGUGAUAUACGUGUUGGAUGCAUCAAUUGGUCAAGCGUGUGAAGCACAGGCUAGUGCAUUCAAAGCUAAAGUAGAUGUAUCAUCAGUUAUUGUCACUAAAUUAGAUGGUCAUGCUAAAGGUGGUGGUGCUUUAAGUGCAGUUGCAGCUACACACAGUCCAAUUACAUUUAUUGGAACUGGUGAACAUAUAGAAGAUUUUGAACCGUUUAGAGUUCAACCAUUUGUACAAAAGCUGUUAGGUCUAGGUGAUUUAGAAGGUUUAGUUGAACGUGUGACGGAAUUAAAAUUAGACGAAAAUGAAGAAUUAGUGAAAAAGUUGAAGCAGGGCGUUUUCACCUUACGUAAUAUGUAUGAACAAUUUCAAAAUAUCUUAAAAAUUGGCUCAUUCUCUCAAGUUCUAUCAGCUAUUCCGGGUCUUGGACAAGAUCUAUUAGCUAAUGAUCAGGAAAGUCAUCUACGCUUAAAACGUCUUAUGACAAUCAUGGAUAGUAUGAAUGAUUAUGAAUUAGACUCUGAUGAAGGAGGUCGUCUAUUCAAUCGACAACCUGGUCGAACACUUCGUGUUGCUCGUGGUGCCGGUGUUAGUCAAGCUGAAGUGAAACUUCUUCUAACACAACAUAGUAAAUUCUACAUGGUUAUUAAAAAAAUGGGUGGUAUUAAAGGACUCUUUCAAACUGGACCUAAAGGUGGUGCUGGUAUUGGAGGAAUGGGUGGUGCAGCAGCUGGUGGUGCAGGUGGUCCAGGUGGUAGUGGCAGUGGAAAUACACCAAGUCUAGCGGAUAUGGCAGCCGCGUCAAGAUCUGUCAGUGCUGGUCAAAUGGCUAAAUUGAAUCAAUCGAUGGCUAAAGUACUCGAUCCACGUAUCCUACAACAAAUGGGUGGUAUGGCUGGUCUACAGAAUAUGAUGCGUCAAUUACAAGCUGGUGGAGGGUUUGGACCUUUCGGUGGUGGUGGUCGGUUAGGUUAGCAUGGGGAAUGGAAUAGUAGUGUGGUGUGUUUGUUGUUAUAUAUUGUACUCAUUGUACUUAACUCUCUCUCUCCUUUGAAGAAAAAAACAACACUGUCUUUCUGUAAAACAACAUAUUCUAAUGUCAUGUAAUCAAUCAUCACAUACAUAUAUAUUCCUCCCAAAAAGAAUACUACUCUACUGGGUCGUGGUGGUGGUGGUGGUGGUGAGUGGUCAACAACGCUUGUGUACAUACCCAAUAAAUGCACUUGUAUGCCUAACUUAUUGAGAAUAUCCUUUCUUUGUUUUGUUUUGUUUUUGGUCUCUGAAUUUCGGGAGGAUUAGACAAUUUUUCUGCUUACCACCACUGCUACCUGCUACCUCGAUUGAGAAUAUCGAUGAUAAUAAUGAAGAUGAGGUUAAUAAUGCUGAUUUGAAUUGAAACUCACCUACUUCCAAAUAUUUUUUUUCUUCAGUUGUGUGUAAUUGUGAUUAUUUUGUGAAUAAUUUGUCUUUUGUGUAGAAACAGUUGGGUAAUAACAGUAAUGAUAAUAAUAAUAAU